AUGGGCCCUUCCAAGUACCACGAUGCCGAACACAAGAUCAUCCACUCGCAGCAAUUCAUCCUCGUGCGGAGCUUCACCGACCUCAUGUUCGGCAGAAAGACGGCCUCUUUCACGAAUGGUGGCAUGGUCAUGUUCUGCUCCACGGGAUCCAACAGCCCCGCCUAUCCGAGCUUCAAACUACUCCUCGAUAAGGUACGCGCCCAGGCUCGAGGGUUGUCCACGACAUCUCCCGAUUUCCCGCUCCCCAGGCCUUUCAGCAAGCCUGAUCAGCGCGUGCUUGAUCUCUUCGCUGGGGCAGAAGGCGUGAAAUUGGUCGACCUCAAAGGUUUGACCGUCCCCGAAUCCAAGGGCUAUCUGGAGUAUUUUGCCAAAAGCGGACUCCUCAAGGCCAAACUCGACGAUGCAAAAGUUGCCGAAUUGAGGGGGUUCAGCGCUGGAGGUAUCGUGGGAGAGUUGGCAAAACUGGGAAGCCGGAUCAGAACUUAG
Messenger RNA from Exophiala oligosperma, 486 nucleotides. RefSeq lists its product as uncharacterized. The record is from RefSeq and is a predicted model, not a curated record. The transcript has a single exon. The coding region runs from base 1 to 486 and encodes 161 amino acids. Lineage: Eukaryota; Fungi; Ascomycota; Eurotiomycetes; Chaetothyriales; Herpotrichiellaceae.